Molecule: messenger RNA, 1530 nt
Organism: Rhododendron vialii
Lineage: Eukaryota; Viridiplantae; Streptophyta; Magnoliopsida; Ericales; Ericaceae
Product: NAC transcription factor 56
Exons: 3
Coding region: 160-1188 (342 amino acids)
Biological process (GO): system development; regulation of DNA-templated transcription
Molecular function (GO): DNA binding
Source: RefSeq, a predicted model, not a curated record
CGUAUUAAAAAUGCCUUUGUCACCUCUUCUCCUCUCUCUCUCUCUCUCUUCUCUCUCUCUCUCAUUUGAUCAGCUAUAUUGACGAACCUUAACAAGCCCCUUAUUCAAGUCUGAACUGCGUGGUUUAUUAACAGUAGCUAUAGUCUGAUCCAAUCCAAUAUGGAGAGCACAGAUUCGUCGGGGGGUUCGCCGCAGCCGAACCUCCCACCGGGUUUUCGCUUCCACCCGACCGACGAAGAGCUGGUGGUUCACUACCUCAAGAAAAAAGCCGCCAACCUUCCUCUUCCGGUCUCGAUCAUAGCUGAAAUCGAUCUUUACAAGUUCGAUCCAUGGGAGCUCCCUGCUAAGGCGACGUUUGGGGAACAAGAGUGGUAUUUUUUCAGUCCAAGAGAACGGAAAUACCCGAAUGGGGCUCGGCCAAACAGGGCGGCGACCACCGGGUACUGGAAGGCAACCGGAACUGACAAGCCUAUAAUCUCCUCCGGCGGGACCCAGAAAGUUGGUGUGAAGAAAGCACUUGUUUUCUACGGUGGGAAGCCUCCGAAAGGGGUGAAAACUAAUUGGAUCAUGCACGAGUACCGCCUAGUUGACAACAAAUCCAAUUCAAAGCCACCGGGUUGUGACCCGGCUAAUAGGAAAGCUAAUUCCCUCAGGCUUGAUGAUUGGGUGUUAUGUCGGAUCUACAAGAAGAACAACCAGCCGAGACCGAUAGACCAUGAGAGGUAUAUGGAUUCAAUUUCCAUGGGCGAUGUGCUAUCAAGAAUACCACCUUCUUCAAUACCACUAUCCCAACAGAAUCCGAAACUGCAGGCCAUGAUGCUCGAAAACGACCGCAACUUGUUUGAAGAGAUGAUAGCGAACAAUGAAGGCAUCAACAUCAACAACACAGGGUACAACAUCUCCCAAUUGGGCACCACGUCAAACUCGAAUAAGCCGCAGAUUCCGCUGCGGUCACUCCCUUCCCUAUUCUGGAGCGACGACAACGGUGGUGGUCAUGAGGCCGUCGCGGCCAAGAGGUUUCGCGAAGACAGUAACGGAGGAGCUGGGUGCAUGGCGAAAGCCGAUGAGAAUGCUUCUUUUGCCACUCUGCUUACCAGCCUCAACCAGCUUCCGCAAAAUCCCGUAUUGCACCAGCAGACGAUGAUGGGGUCCCUCGGCGACGGCGUCUUUCGAUCAUGGUACUCCUAGAUCAUUCUUUUUGGGAGGUGGGUAUUUGUGAAAAAUUAUAAAAAAUUAUUUCUUGAAUUGGUUGAUAUUUUGUUUGGUAGGUUUAUGGAAUACUAUUGUUAAUUAGCUGCCAAUUUUAAUUUGAGGGUCAUAUAGAUAAUUAAGUAUCUACAUAUGGGAUAUUGUGUUAUAUAUAAGUCAGUUUCAUACAGAAGUAUAAUAUGUAGUGGAUAAGAUACUAUUGUUUGUAGAAAAAUAAUGCAGAGAGAGAUUAUAGUGUUUUUCAUUUAGGAUGAAAUCACAAAACACUCAUACCCUUGCAAAUUCUGUAGUAUUUUAAUUGCUGAUGAUCAUUUGAACAAA